UUUCUCUCUUUUCAAAUUCAUGUGUGGGGACUAUAGCUCUGUUUCUCCCCCACCCUCUCUCUCUCUCUCUCUCUCUCCCUGUGCCUCCUCCUCUGACACUACAGUCCUCUCUCUCUCUCUCUCUCUCUCCAUCUAUGGCGUAAGCUUGAUUCCUGAUAGUGCAAGCAAAGCAAACACCCCACACUUUUAUUUUUAUCACAACCCCCUAAAACUCUCUCUGCCCUUCUCUUUUGUCCUGUAAAAAUACUCCUUUCUCUAUUUUGUUCCAACCCUUGUGCUCUCUCACUACGGCUAUAAGCCUCUUGCUUAGUGCUCCCCAACCACAGCCCUUCAACCAAAACACCUUCAUUUCCUCUCUCUCUCUCUCUCUCACUCACUCACUUCUUCCAUCCCUUGGUGAUUUUCUUUGUUCAUGCCCCUGCCUCCAACUCUUAAGUUCUUAUCAUACCUUCAUCUUGCCAUGGAAUUCAAUAUUGGACAAUUCAUCACAUAUCACCUCUAAGUCACAGGUGGGAUACCAUGGUUUCCUUGUGGUAAUCUCCAUGCCAUUCUCUUCAUAUCCUCUGUCUUUAGAAGAACAGUUCAGUUCCGGUUAACCUCUGCAGCCAGUCUCCAUACUCCGUUUGUUUUGCUUUCAAGAGUUUAAUGGAGAGAGAGAGAGAGUGGGGGAAAGGUGGGUACGUUUUGUCUUAGGUUCUUCAGCGUUCGGCGUCGUUGCACGGCUCCAACCUUCACAUGGAGUUGUUCUGCUUCCGUUCUUAUGUUGUACUUUGAGACAAUGAAAUGAGCAUUCGAAGACCAGGUCCUUGGGCACUGUUCAAGAAGUUGUUGUUUUCCUCAUGACUGGAAAAAGUUUACCCCCCAACACCCGCACAAGAGACUUCUUAGGUUAGGUGUCUUUGGGUCUUAAGACUCUGGAUCUUGCUGAACCCUCAAAGGACAAGAUCAAGCACCGGGUCUACAAUUUACAAAGACUUUUAUUCUCAUUCCAAUUCCAUAGCGCCUUUCUUAUUCUUCCCCUUGCAUAGAGUUUUUGCAAGCAAAAGACCCAGCGCUCUUCUUCCAUGUGUUUCCCAUUCUGUUUGCGAGGCUCAUGAAUCUUACAAAGCUUACAAGUAUCUAGUCUUCUUAUCUAUCUUCCUCCUCCGUUCGGUUUUUAAGGUUGGGAAUAGUUUGGAGAGUAUCCAUAUAAGGUUCUCUAGAAUCUCAGAGCUUCCAAUUUUCCAGUGUCUUUCUGCCAAAACCGAAGAAAAUGGGCAAGUGGGUUCAUUAUUAGUUUAUUUAGAGUCCCAAGAAUCUCAGACCCUAGUCGCAGCUGAUAUUUUUCUCAUUGGAGUGGUCUAAUUCUCUCUGUCCUUGACCUUUUCCUUUUGGUGUCCAGGCCAUAAAAGAGCAGUAAAAAAAAAUAAGAAUUAGCACAGAGAGAGAGAGAGAGAGUAAGAAAGAAUGGAUCUUUCUGGCCAUGAAGGGGAGAUCCCAAUCCCAAUAAGCAGCACAUAUGUUGGAGGCCAUGGUCAGAGCCAUGGCCACUCCAUCAUCCAUGAUGCCCCUCCCCUCCACCACCACCCUCCUAAUGGACCUCCCCCUCCCCUGUCCGCAGCCACAUCGGAGGAGCAGCAGCGCCACCCUGGCAACCCCUACAGCACUAAGAAAGGAGUGGUGGUGAGGUACAGGGAGUGCCUCAAGAACCAUGCAGCCUCCAUUGGUGGCAGCGCCACUGAUGGCUGUGGUGAGUUCAUGCCAAGUGGUGAGGAGGGCACGCUGGAGGCCUUGAAGUGUUCUGCCUGCAACUGCCACAGGAACUUCCACAGGAAAGAGGUAGAAGGGGAGUCCUCCUCCUGUGACUGCUUCCACUACCUCAAGGGGAGGAAGGUGGUGGGCCAGAAGGGACUCUUGAUCUCAGGGCCGGAGGCAUUUGGAUAUGGUCCUGCCGGCAACAGCCUAAUUCCAAGGCCAUCACCGCACCACAUGAUCAUGCCCCUGGGAGCCCUGCAGACCUCCGAGUCUGAUGAGAUGGAAGGGGUCGGUGGUGGAGCCAUGGUGAGGCCUCCCAUGGCGAAGAAGAGGUUCAGGACCAAGUUCACACCGGAGCAGAAGGAGAAGAUGCUGAGCUUUGCUGAGAAGGUGGGGUGGAGGCUCCAGAAGCAGGAGGAGAGUGUGGUGCAGCAGUUCUGCCAGGAGAUUGGAGUGAAGAGGAGGGUCCUCAAGGUGUGGAUGCACAACAACAAGCAUAACUUGGCUAAGAAGAGCCCCCCUCUCCAGCUUGAAUGACUACUGAUUCCACUCCCUCUCUUGGUUUUCCCCUGACUCUUUUUAAGUUUGAUGGUUUUCCAAUGGCCCAUGCUGAUUCUAGAGGUGGAUUUAGAUGGUAGAAUGUUGUGACAGACUAUCCUUUCUUGUGUUACUCUUUCAGAUUUUUAUCUCUCUUGUCAGUUCUCCAUUGGCAAGGCGAUGUAGCUUAUGGAGUUUGGUAGACAUGAACCAUGGGCUCUUUUUUUCUUCUGUUAGUGGCUAUGAAACUUAGACAUUGGUCAUUUCAGUAUUUCACUAUGAAUCGCGCAUGGUACUUUCAUGGACUUUCUACAGCUGAUGAGGAAGAAGCCCCUUGAUGAACUGCUGUUUGUUUUAGUCCCUCUAUUUUCUUUCAAACGAGGUUCCUCUGAAUCCAUGAGAAGAUAAAUUGCAAUUUCAUUUGGAGUGUGGGAGUCUUCCAACUUCCUUUCUUCUUAUAACUCUGGAGUUAAUAGGCUGUGCCUUGUCUCUCUUUGUAUGCUAGCUAGAAUUUUAGAAAUGUUUUGAGUCCAUCUGGAAUUUCUCUUCAAAUUACUUGUUUGCUGUCUUGUAUUGUUAGACAUCUUUUUAUUAUGUACGUGACAAGGUUUCUU
Molecule: messenger RNA, 2885 nt
Organism: Phoenix dactylifera (date palm)
Lineage: Eukaryota; Viridiplantae; Streptophyta; Magnoliopsida; Arecales; Arecaceae
Source: RefSeq, a predicted model, not a curated record